Messenger RNA from Drosophila takahashii, 612 nucleotides. RefSeq lists its product as uncharacterized. The record is from RefSeq and is a predicted model, not a curated record. Lineage: Eukaryota; Metazoa; Arthropoda; Insecta; Diptera; Drosophilidae.
UCGCGAAAUAUCACUAAAAUCCUACCUGUAUUUCUCCCAAAAGGUAACUUAUUAGAGCAACUGGGAUUACCACCCAAUUGGUAGGUAGAACCUUAGGACUGGGUGACCCCCUCACAGUUCCUUUUCGACAGUCCAACCAUGAAGUACCGCACCGUGUUGAACAAGCGCAAGCAAGCGACUCCUUCGCCAGUGAGAGAAGCAUCCGCCGACGCAUCCCUGGCCAACCACAGUGCCCUCGAGCUGGAGGCCGCCGCAGCUCUCCUGUUGCUUCGCUACCAAUACGAUCGACAGGCCUGCAACAAUAUUAUAUCCUACACCGAGUCCUGUUCCCCAACUCCUCCGCCUGCUGUCGCCGAUAAUACAACUCCCAAAGAUCAGACUGUUCGUCCGCCGGUCGCCAGUCAGCCGCUGAAGAAACGUUCCAUACCAUCGCACCUCCUUAGAAGAUCCGUGACCCCAGCCAAGUCAGACAGUUCGGUGAGCAAUAAGUCGAUAGUCAAGGCCAAAGCAAGGACUCCAAUGCCCAGCAGUGAGCGCAGCUGCAACAGGUCCCUGCUCAAAUCCUGCAGAAAUAUGAUUCGCGAGUUCUUGGACAAUCAGGAGAUCAUCUAA